Messenger RNA from Juglans regia (Persian walnut), 1888 nucleotides. RefSeq names its product protein PLASTID TRANSCRIPTIONALLY ACTIVE 16, chloroplastic. The record is from RefSeq and is a predicted model, not a curated record. The transcript has 5 exons. NCBI's taxonomy places the organism in Eukaryota, Viridiplantae, Streptophyta, Magnoliopsida, Fagales, Juglandaceae. Bases 95 to 1630 code for a protein of 511 amino acids.
UAGGCAUGACUCUGUGCUUCGACAAAAUACAUAGAAUUUGGACCCUUGAAUUGGAGGAGAGGGUGGGCUUCCUCGGCUUCUCUUUCUCUUAUCGAUGGCUCCAACCCUCACGGCCAAUUCGUUUCUUCUAACCCCGACGCCGCGCUCGAGGCUCACAGUUUUUUCCAAGCAGUCUGGUCCUUUCCCUUCACUUCGUUUUGGGAAGAGUAACGACUCCGCGUCCUCCGCAGAGACUCAACCGGAUGGUUCCGGUAAUAGCAACCCUUUUUCUUUCAACUUCGGGAAGGUGCCGGACGUCAAGGCUUUGGUCCCAGCUGUGAGUAACCCUUCUUCGGCCUUGUCAUUUGGUUACCUAAGACGUAAGGAUCCCGGCACGGUGUUUGUCGCUGGCGCUACUGGGCAGGCUGGCAUUCGCAUUGCGCAGACUUUGCUGCGCGAAGGUUUUAAUGUCAGGGCUGGUGUGCCGGAGCUCGGUUCUGCCCAAGAGUUGGCUAGUCUUGCUGCCAAAUACAAGAUCAUAUCAAACGAAGACUUGAAACGCCUUAAUGCCGUCCAAUCCACCUUCCAAGAUGCUGAAUCGAUAGCCAAGGCCAUUGGAAACGCUAGCAAGGUCGUCGUCACGAUAGGUUCCGCCGAGAAUGGUCCCACAUCCGAAGUCUCCACAUUGGACGCCUUACAAGUAAUCCAGGCCGCCCAGCUCGCUGGAGUUAGCCACGUGGCUAUUAUCUACGACGAGAACUCCGGGGGUGCAUCAACAUACAACGUACUGGAUGGCAUCUCCACUUUCUUUAACAACCUCUUCUCGCGAUCACAGCCGUUGAGCGUGCCCGAGUUUUUGCAAAAAGUCAUCGAGACGGACGUCAGCUUUACGUUCAUAAAGACGAGUCUGACGGAAGACUUUUUGCCCGAGAGUUCCUACAACGUUGUGGUGGCAUCCGAGCGAAGCGCUGGUGCAAACGACUACAAAGUAGCCAAGUCGAAGAUAGCAUCUGUUGUGGCCGGCGUUUUCUCAAACACAGCAGUAGCUGAAAAUAAGGUUGUGGAAGUUUUUGCAAAUCCAUCAGCCCCCUCAAAGCGUGUAGACGAGCUUUUCAGUGCCAUUCCUGAGGAUGGAAGAAGAAAAGCAUAUGCCGAAUCGCUUGCAAAGGCCAAAGCAGAGGAAGAGGCAAUGGUAGCAGCUGAGAAAGCUCGAGAAGCAGUUGAAGCAACAAAGAAACUCGAAGAAGAGGUGAAAAAGCUAUCUGAGCAAGAAGCUCGGGCUGCAACUCUUGCCCAAGAAGCUCUAGGGAAGGCAGAAGCUGCUGGAGCUUCAGUAGAAACCCUUCUGAGCAAAGCAAAAGACUUCGGGGCAGGGCUGUCUUGGGAAAAGUUUAGUUCCCAGCUCACAAACGCAGCUCAAAAUCCUGAAGAGAAACCGAAAGUGCAGAUUGCAACUGUUAGGGGACAGGCCAAGGCUCGGUCUUUGCCAGCCAUGAAAGCUGUUGUUAAACAGCCUAGAUUCAAGCUUCCUGAUUUGACACCAAAGGAGAAACCUAAGCCAAAAGGCAAACAGCCUGAAGAGAAGAAAGAAGUCAGGAGGGUGCUUGGCGGCCUGUUUUCACAAGAAACUAUAUAUGUUGAUGAGGACUAAGAUGUGACUUUGUGAUCGAUCCUGUCUUCCUUGAGGCUGUUUUGGUUUAGGUUGGUGUAAUAUUUGUAAUUUUUAUAUAUUGUUGUUGAAAGGUGGUAAUUUUAUGAGUUUCAGCAAGAAACUCGUACUGAAUUUAAGGCUGACAAUGAAUUUCUCUAAUCUUGUUUAGUGUUGCAUUUUCCCCUCAGUUCUAUAUAUCUUCCCUCCCCUGUUUGUAUGUGUAUUGCAAUGAAAUGCAGAUUUAUUGGGUUUCUCUUU